GCAGGCGCGGGCGGCGGCGCAGAGACGAGCGCGGGUGGAGGGCGCGGACCGAUCGAGCGCACCGACCAUGGCCUCCAAGUGUCCCAAGUGUGACAAGACCGUGUACUUCGCCGAGAAGGUUAGCUCCCUGGGCAAGGACUGGCACAAGUUCUGUCUCAAGUGUGAGCGAUGCAACAAGACACUGACCCCUGGGGGCCAUGCCGAGCAUGAUGGGAAGCCUUUCUGCCACAAGCCCUGCUACGCCACACUGUUUGGACCCAAAGGUGUGAAUAUAGGGGGCGCCGGUUCCUACAUCUAUGAGAAGCCUCUGACCGAGGGCCCUCAGGUCACUGGCCCUAUCGAGGUCCCUGUGGUGCGAACUGAGGAGCGGAAGACCAGCGGACCCCCCAAAGGUCCCAGCAAAGCUUCUAGUGUCACCACGUUCACCGGGGAACCCAACAUGUGUCCUCGCUGCAACAAGAGGGUGUACUUUGCCGAGAAGGUGACCUCUCUAGGCAAGGACUGGCACCGGCCUUGCCUGCGCUGUGAGCGCUGCUCCAAGACGCUGACCCCCGGAGGGCACGCCGAGCACGACGGCCAACCCUAUUGUCACAAGCCCUGCUAUGGAAUUCUCUUUGGACCCAAGGGAGUGAACACCGGUGCUGUGGGCAGCUAUAUCUAUGACAAGGACCCUGAGGGCACCGUUCAGCCUUAGAUCUGCAGAUGCCGCCCUCCGGGUCCCCUACUCGACCCUGAGGGAGAGUGACCUGCUGCCUAGUCCUGCCUGCCUCAGCGCGUCUUGCCUGCAAGCCCCAGGGCCUAAGUGGCGGAGGAGGAAGCCUCCUGGGUAGUCUCCAGAAGAGCCCAGAAUUGCAGCCCUGUUUCUCUGUGUGUCACCUCGGCGUGCCCUGUGUUUCCCACUGCCCUCUCUGUGUCUGUGGGCCUCCAUAGCCUCCCGUGUCCCGUGUCCCCGUGUCCCCGAUAGCUCUCCGAGGUGGCUGCCCUAUGAUAUCGCUGUUGCCCACACCUGCCCACCAGUAUUAUUUAUGCUCUGCUUGCCGGGGAUGGCCAUGAGCUCACAGCAUUCCCAGGGUGGCAGCCCCCCUGUAAGGAGCCCUCUGCUGGUUCCCACACUACGCCCUACCUACCCCUCACGUGGUUCACCGCUACGGAGACUUUUGCUGUCAAUAAAUGGUUUGGUUUGAGGACUGCA
Molecule: messenger RNA, 1192 nt
Organism: Peromyscus leucopus (white-footed mouse)
Lineage: Eukaryota; Metazoa; Chordata; Mammalia; Rodentia; Cricetidae
Gene: Crip2
Product: cysteine rich protein 2
Exons: 7
Coding region: 68-694 (208 amino acids)
Source: RefSeq, a predicted model, not a curated record